Molecule: messenger RNA, 5228 nt
Organism: Spirometra erinaceieuropaei
Lineage: Eukaryota; Metazoa; Platyhelminthes; Cestoda; Diphyllobothriidea; Diphyllobothriidae
Source: the annotation of a GenBank genome assembly
AGCGAAUGAAUAGAGGAGAUUGGCGACUGAUUCUGUUGAACCUUUGAAGAAGUUGGACGUGUUCUAGACAGUGGCUCAGCUCCAGUUCCAAGAAGAAGACGCAACCGCCUUCACAAUAGCCUUGUAAGGGGGUACCAAAGAAACUUUUAGGUUCCUCUCAGACUGAUCAGUUAGCAAUGCAUGAAAUCCAACUCCUUGGCCUGCAGGCAACACUACGGUGUCUCUCACUGCAGAAAUUACUUUACGUUUCCUAGUGAACUUCAUCAUUGUUGCAGAUUGUAGCAAGCACGCAGGGAAAAGUGAAAUUCACCCGAUAAAAGGGGGACCCGCAAGUUACUUAAGCAUGAAACAAUCCAAUGAACACACAGAAUGCAAGUGUGUAGGAUCUGAUCUUUUCUUCAUUUUUCGAAAUCUCAAGUUGCCGAUCCAGAACUACUCUUACAAAAAGCAGUGUACUCGAUCGCUAGAAUAUUAGUUCCGCUUCUCGGAGUCAUACUCGAAUCCAUUAUUCGAUGGAGAAGUAGAGCGACAUGGGGGAGGCAGUAACUAUAGUAUUUACAGGACGAGGCGGCUAUGCUGUUGCCGGCAUUCUAACUAGGUUUUCGCGACCGAUGUAAAAACGGAUUGACUGGCCACGCCUCAUUCGUCAGCGACCGCACCUUGCACAUCGGCUUUUUCAAGUGGUGUUGUGAUGACUUAGCAGCCUUAUGUGCUUUUUACCCCUCUCUGAUUUUACCCCUGGUGGUGGAAUUGUUCAUUAAACCUAAACGUCAAACGAAUUAUAUUUUUGUUUUCUCUAUCGAACGCACAUAUUCUGAAAGCCGUAAAUUUUGGCCCGUCAUAGUGAGAGUCAUUUAUGGUAGGCAAGCCUCUGCCAAAUGAUUCCGCGUUCUUAUUCUGUCAUGAGUGUGUAUACGCAAAGACACGUGUCAGUGAAACUUGCCCAUUCCAGUUGCUGCGGUCACCCAGGCGUUCAGAUGGAAUUAGACCGGUUCAUACAGUGUGACGCAGUAAUUUAGAAGUAUUGCCGAAAAGAUGGCCACUUCUGGCUUAUCAGCUGUCACUAGCCCGUUCUGUCCCAAACUCUGCUGCCAGCGUGUGGCGGGCUAGUCAUCAUGAGCGGUCUGGCGUCAUUGUUCAAGACCUCGCUGCCUCAAGGUCAUUCGCCCCUUUGCAGUGAGCCGUUCCAGACGCACUGACCUGAAGUCACGCGACCGACAACUCGCGCAUACCUGCGUCCGCACAGCCUCAACUGCCCAUGGGGCCACUUGAACGCACCUCGCCCCUGCAACCGCAACCUAAACUACUGGAACACCACCCCUCAGCAAAUGCAACACACACCGAUUGGAGAAAACUCGAGCUUGGCCCACGAGCCUACAAAAGUGGCUGCCACCACCGUCCCAAGGACUCUCAGGGUUGACUGGACGCAGUCAACACCAGCCCUGGCUUCGCCAGUGGCUACUGCUGUCUGAGAGGACAACUCAGGGUUCUGUAUACAUUAAACCCCACAUUCUGGUUCCUUCCGUCUUCUCCUUACAACAUGGGCCGCUACAAGCGCACUCGGGGUCUGAGCCGGGCCCAGCGGGUCGCCAAACAUUCUUAUCACCUGAGCUACUGGCCUCAUGCUCCGUCGACUGCCACCAGAAUGCAUAAAGUCAAAUGACAGUGGCAUUUUCGGACUAUGGGGCGAUUGCCUUAUAUCCUGUAGCCCCGGUUUUAAAAUCCACAAGAGUAGCCACGCGGCAACGCGCAACCAACCGACCGGUAGCGUUACUGAAAAUGGUGAGGACGCCGGAAUGGCUAUUUCUGCCAUCAUCCAUUGGUAGCCCGACCUCAAGUGGUGGCACGUCUAAGGUUGGCUUCAGCGCUGCAAAGUUUCUCUCAGGCAGGGAAACUUGUGGCGCACUGGUGAUUGGCGCUAACGCGUAGGGGACUAAUUUCAAGUUCACUAGUUUCAUCGCGUCCCACUUUCAACAAAUUCAAAUGUAGACAAUCUGGUCACAUGUAUGACAGAAAUUGUAGACGGAACGCGAAGGCAACUGCCGGGGCGCCUUCGUCGAAAUAAUGACUGCAGUCGGUAGCCUGCUUAUUAAAGCAUUAAUCAUUUAGAUGCACAAGGAAUGAAGAGAAAUGUUCGGAGAGCAAAGCACAAAUGAAUGACCGGUCAAUGGACAGCGACCGCGCCUGUCUACACAAGGCAAGGUUUACCCAUGGGCACUUUCUGGAACACAGACGAACUAUGUUGAGGAGAUUUCAUCUGACAUCUGUUUCCUCACAGCAUGACACGUGGGCUAAACCUCGUGCAAUUCCAACCAGAACUCUUAAGAAUGCUUUCAACGAUCUAAAUUAUCAGAACUAAAGUAUGAUAAUGUAGGGUACGAGUUAUAACCUCGAGUCAAUUAAUACAUCGUACAUCCUAGUAUCUGCAGAUCUCUGGGGCCUGCUCGCAGUUUGCGUUGGUUCGAUGAAGUACAUUCCAAUUUGCUAUAUGUACUGAUGUUUACGAUGUUCCUGCAUAGUAAAGUAAGAAGGGGAUGAGGAUGCUCCCAGGGAGUGUGUACAGCCAGUUAAUCUAAAAUCAUCAACGUAUUUAAAAAACAGAGGGUUUCAAGGGUACAGUUGACUAUUACCAGAGGCAUCACUGAUUAAUUGGGUAAUCUACUGAUUUAGACACUUUUUAUUGAAUGGAAACAGAUCGUUCGUAUUGUCGCGAAUUUGCACAACUCACUAGGACCAUCAAGUUGCUCAAUUGGGCCGUGGGUGUCCUAAGCAAAACAUCAGGAAUACAAGGCAGAGAGGGUAACUUAUAUUUUGGGUAGGCAAAGAUAGAGAUGGCCGAUCGUAAAAAUGGCUGGCAUGGACCUGUAGGCAGCAUCUGAGACCAGACGAGUAUGCAAGUGAGAUAAUAGCGACGCGAACCAGCCUGAUGGCCAAUGGCAGCCAAAGCAGGAAUGAAUUCAAUGGCGACAGGAGCUGGAGGACAGGGGCAGCCAUAGCAGCAGCGUUGGGGCCUCUCAGUAAGUCGGUGUUCGCUGAUUGGCCUGAAUAAACGUCAGUCGGCCAGGUCGAAUACUCAUACCACUUGUAUGCAACGAAGAUACCAAGAAAAAACCUAACAUCAAAAAAUAAAAUUUUCCUGCCGGACCCAAUGAGAAAUAAACUUCUCAGUAUUAUUCCUCAUCGAAUUGCGGAGAAAAUCGACGUGACAGUUUGUACAACUACACUUGUGAUACGACGGCCAGGUAAACUGGUGUAAACGGUAAGCGUUAUAAGAAAGAUACAGAAUGUGCAAUCGACAACCCCCGAAAGGAAGAAUACAAGCAUUGAUUAAACCCCUACAUCGUGUUUCUCCAGUGUAAUUCUUGAUAAUUUGGCAGCCUCUUAAUCCGUCCAGGAUGUUUUGUUUCAAUGUGGAUCGAUUGCCUGAGUCUGCUGCAUAUGAAAUAUGAAAGUGCUCAAAGCUAAUGAGGACCUUGCUUUCAAACAUGACAUUUGCAAAUAAAGAUGCUUCUUGAAGCAUUGCGUAAAAACGAAUCAUUGGUGUGCAUUUUCUGGAAAAACUAAUUGCAAUACAAGACCUAACAUGGGAAAUGUGUCCAAAUUUACGAAACAUCACUGAACACUCACAAUUUGGCCCAAAUAUAUUGAAUUAGACUCCAAAUUAUCAAUGAACGGCUUUGAGUUAAGUGAGAACACAAAAGAAAUAUUAAAAAUGGCACCAUUUUGUCUAAAAGUAACAAUUUUUGCGUGGGAUUGCCAAAAUGUCAAAUCUGUGCUAAACGGGUAAACUUAAGGUUUAGAAGCACAGAAAGUCUGUCCAUGCAAAUAACAAAAUAGAAAAACAUGUGACACUUUCUGUAAGACCGCACCAUAUUGCUGUGUCUGGCAUGACACCAGAAAACUCGUCGGCAUCUUCUCUAAUAAAUAUUGUCUUCAGGAACUGCCCAAAACCGGGUGACAAUUGGGUAUGUGAUCCCACUGUGAAAAUGGGAAGCAAGUAAUUCUCUAAUAUGCGAAUGAUAGUAACAGGGGUUCUAUGGGUGGGAUAAACAAAACUGACCGAUAGCCAUUUUCGGAAACAAAAAGCUAAGACGAACAUUCAAGUCACUGUCUUGUUUAAAUACGCCAAUAAGGCGUAAAACACGAUCGAGAUUUGAAAUAUCGGAAACUAGGAGCUGUCAGCGGGCGAAAAGAAUGAAAACCGGGGCAUUGGUAAGAUAUUCUAGGCGAACUCAUCCCAGGCCGUGAUGACGAGUCACAUUGAAAGGGAUAGUGUGAAGAAUCUAUCGUUUGUUUGCAAUUUAACCCUAACUCCUUACCCUAGACCCAGCCCUGACUUUACCCUCUAAUCCUAGUCCUAGUUAUAGCCCUAGUUCUUUUUCCCCAUAUAUUUUAGGCGAUAAGACAUCUGAGAUAUUAACGCUGUAAAAUAUGGGCUAUCGAACUUCUUUGCAUCAGUGUCUGCUUUUUUAGGCAGGAGACUAAUUUAAAGAUGCAUAACCAUAAUUAUGGAAAUUCCAUUAGCGACUGAGCCAUCAAACGUUAUCUCCUUAAAAACACAUAAGAUUCAAUACCCCUUAUAUUAACAUCCAUAGAUGGAGUUGUGGAUGCGGUUAUCUACUGAGAUCACUGAGUCUCCACAAUCCACCGCUUUUUAAAUUCAACCUCGCUAUUGAGGGUUCGUAUCCAAGGUUGAAGAGAAGCCCCAUUAGAGCAGCUACAGAAGGGGGUCCUGCGAACAUUGACUAAAGUACUGACCGAGGACACGAUAUUAGCCCAGGGAAGACCGUGAACGGUAGAGUGGCAGGGCAAGUGGAGUGAACUUUCAGAGCAAGAAAGGGAUAACGACAAGACGAUACAAACGACUGCCUCCCCACUUGCCCGAGAGAUUCUGCUUAGCCUGCUCAGCCACUGAUACCUUCGUUUGCUCAGAUUAUGAGAAGGGAAACACAUGCACAUAUGUAGGCAUGCAACUUAUCAUAGUAAAAAUCAUCUUUGUUGUUGUUGACCUCUGUUGUUCUUGACUUUUUCGUUGCUGUACAGAAUCCCGGCCAGUGUACAUUAUGGACUAGGCGGUGUGAUAAUACGCCUAGGUGCGGCCUUACUCCGUGUCAACCACCUGCGCCCUCUCUCGCCUCCGAUCUUCGUCUUUGUCUUAAUUCCAGAUUUAGGUGGGGGAGGAGGAGGAGGAGGAGGAGGAGGAGGAGGAGGAGGAGAUAGUGCAGUAG